AUGAUAAAAAAAUCUCACGUUAUCACUAAAAAAGGAAAAGAUGAAAAUUCUGAUGAAAAAGUCAUAAUACAAAAGAGUAAUUUUGAUGCAAGUUCUCGUCAAAUAGAACAUGCUAUUUUAAUUGCACUUUUGGAGCAAAUUAUUUCAGUAUUAGAAGCAUCAGACCUUUUGCUUGAAGUUUGUAUUGACAGAGAUCUAGAUUUUAAUAAAACUUUAGCCAAUAUUCCUGUUGAAUUAAUUCUGUACAAAUACAAAGCGGAGGAAAGAAUACGAGCAAAUACAUUUUAUCUUUUCUUUGCAAAAUUAAUUAUAGAUUUUGAUGCAAUUAUCAAGUGUCAGGGGUGGCAGGAACGUUUAUUAAAUAAAAAUUAUACUUAUGUUAAUAAGCAAAAAUGUUUAGAUCUGAAAGAAAUGGUAACUUUAGCAGCACAAAUGAUUUUUGGGUAUGAUCAAUUGCGAGAAGGACAACUUGAAGCUGUAGAGUCAUAUUUAAGUGGUAAAGAUACAUUAGUAUCAUUGAAAACUGGAGGAGGAAAAACGUUUUGUUACGCAAUUUGCGCACUGCUUUUUGAAGGAAUAACAAUAAUUAUCAGUCCGUUAAAGGCUUUAAUGGAAGAUCAAAAGCGGGAGUUGAUACAUUUUAGUAUACCUUGUGCGUCAAUUUACGCGAAUACUACACAAGGAAAAAUUGAACAAAGCAAGAUAUUUGAAGAAAUUGUUCUUGGGUUUAUAAAAGUAAUAUUUGUUACAUCUGAAAAGCUUUGUUUAAAUAAGGAAUUCCAAUAUUUCAUUAACAAUAUGUAUAACAAAGCAAAAAUGCAUUUUGUGAUUGACGAGGCUCAUUGUAUUUUGGAUUAUAGUAAUUUUAGCAAAUUUGGUACAGCAUAUCGGACGGGCAGACGUGAUGGUAAUGAAGCAAAAAGUGUAAUAUUUUAUUCAGUAAAGAAAGAUUUAAAAACAAAUUUUGCGAUUUUGGCUGAAAAUUGUGAAACGUAUUUUAAUAAUCAAAACAUAGCUGAUGAUGAACGUGAACGGACAUGCUAUCUUGAUACUGGAACACACAAAAUUUGUGAAGUUCUUUUAUUUUGUCAAAAUCAAUAUGAAUGCUGUGUUCAAUUAAUAAAUCGUUAUCAUCUUUGGAAUGGUGAUAAUAUUCCUGCUCCUUGCUUAAAGUGUGAUAAUUGUAGAAAUCGAAUAAAAGAACGGCCUACUUAUGGAAAUUGCAUUGAUGAUAUUUUUCAUUUAUUAGAAAUUAUUGAAGAAAUAAAAAAUAAUACUAAUUGUGAAAUUACUGAAGAUGAUAUAGUAGAAGUUUUUUGUAAAUCAAAUACAAGAAAAAUUCGAGAAUCAGGGUUAACUGAAUUGGAAUCAUAUAAAAAUUUGGUAGUACGUGGUUAUGUAAAACAGAAAAUUUCACUUUACCGUUCUUCACCAAGUGCACAAACUUUGUUAGCCAAUAUGUUUAUAAUAGGACUUGUAGCUGGAAUAAAAGAAAAUGUUAUUGCAGAUUCGUGGUAUUACUGGAUAAAUAAAAAGUAA
This is a messenger RNA of Funneliformis mosseae, 1539 nucleotides long. The record is from the annotation of a GenBank genome assembly. NCBI's taxonomy places the organism in Eukaryota, Fungi, Glomeromycota, Glomeromycetes, Glomerales, Glomeraceae.